Arabidopsis thaliana (thale cress) is the source of this 1598-nucleotide messenger RNA. RefSeq names its product F-box associated ubiquitination effector family protein. Bases 127 to 1383 code for a protein of 418 amino acids. The transcript has 2 exons. The record is from RefSeq and is marked reviewed. NCBI's taxonomy places the organism in Eukaryota, Viridiplantae, Streptophyta, Magnoliopsida, Brassicales, Brassicaceae.
CAACGAGAUCCGGUUAGGAGAAAGUACUUGUCCCUUUAUAUUGUAGCAUUGUAUAACUUUAGUCUUGUGAAGAAACGUUUGCAUCCCUUCUCUGCGUUCAGCGUUCGUCGUCACCAAGUGUCUGCAAUGUCUUGUUCUGCCAGGUUAAAAACCAAUUUGGGGAUGACUUCUGCUCUGAGUACUCAUGAGGUUCUUAACAGUAAUGAUACUAUGUGUGAGAUUCUUAUCCUGCUUCCACCAGAAACGAUAUACAAGCUGAUUUUGGUGUCCAAGAGAUGGCUUGAGAUUAUAGCCAGCCCUUGCUUCCGUCACACUUACUUAGCCAAGUGGAAACCUAAUUUUGAACUCAUUGGCUUCUUCGUCUGCAGCUCAAUGUACCUUGGAAGACGCAUAGAUGGAACUCGUCGCCCUCGCGCUGAGCCAUCUCUUCCUUUGCUCUCAACCAGCAGUAUUGGUGAUGAAAUUGAAUCCUCUGGUAUUCUGAAAAAGCUUGGAUACUACAUCGACUCUGCAGAUGGUCUUCUACUCUGCGGCCGCCAUCCAAAAGCUUACUACUUGUGGGAUCCGAGUACACAGAAGCAGCAGCAACUUCCACGUCCCAGAGUUCAUUUCGAAGAACUUUGUAUGUCUUUGAUUUCUGAGGAUAGUCCUGAUCAAGGGUUUAGCUACAAGGUGGUCCGGGCAGAGUGUGUAGCCUUUCCUGUUAACAGUACAAAGGUGAAGGUAGAGACUUUUUCCUCAAAAACUUCUACGUGGAGCUACUCAGAGCUUAUUUGUCUCGAGCCUCUAUCUCUCAGCCCGUGGACUCCAGGGAGAGUGAUUAAAGGCGUUGUUUAUUGGCAUGCUAGAGGAGGUAAAAUUGCCAUAUAUGACUCAAACAGUGAGGAGAAACGGAUUGAUGUGAUAAAGCUUCCGAAAACAUAUGACUAUGAUGAACAGGUUCUGGGAGAAACCGAUGAUGGGUCUUUACAAUACGGAUGGAGCAAUAAGUCGGUAAUGGAGGUAUGGAAGCUUGAAAAGGUAGGCAAUGUGCUUGAAUGGAACCUGCUGUUUAAGGUGAAUUUCAAGGCGAUGUGGAAAAUGAACCAAGCGGUAGCUACAAGAUUCAGCACUUGGACUAAAGAAACGCAGCUGCUUGCGCUCUUCAAUCAGAAGUCGGACUUGGUGUACAUCAGAUGUGAUACACAAAUCUUCAUCUAUCACACAGAGACUAAAAGGGUCGAAGUAGUUCAGUACCAAGGACGAAAAUCGACACUCGUUUGGGAUUUCAACAAAGUGGUGCCUUACUUUCGACGUACCUGGCCUUGUUCUCCUCUGUUUGAAAACAAUGCCAUGAUGAUCGACACUCCUCAAUGCAACGCCUCUUCCGCAGGAAGUAACUAAGUAGUUUAUGCUUUUAAUCAGUUUAUGUAUGUAGGCUAUUCAACUAUCUUUUAUGUUUUGAUGCUGAAGGUUUUUGGUUUUGGCCAUUGAUGAACCUCUCAUGGUUUUGAUGUAUUCUCUCAUGGGUGUCAUUAAAGACUCUGCCUUUUUGCAUUUGCGUUUUGGAUCUGCGUUUUGUGGUUGACUCCGUUUGUAGCUAAUUUAUGAUAAUUUAC